Vigna radiata var. radiata (mung bean) is the source of this 1239-nucleotide messenger RNA. RefSeq names its product bifunctional protein FolD 2. The record is from RefSeq and is a predicted model, not a curated record. The coding region runs from base 63 to 947 and encodes 294 amino acids. Lineage: Eukaryota; Viridiplantae; Streptophyta; Magnoliopsida; Fabales; Fabaceae. Gene Ontology annotation, biological process: tetrahydrofolate interconversion. The transcript has 5 exons. Gene Ontology annotation, molecular function: methylenetetrahydrofolate dehydrogenase (NADP+) activity; methenyltetrahydrofolate cyclohydrolase activity. Gene Ontology annotation, cellular component: cytosol.
AGACAUCUUCCCAAGUGAUAAGAGUAAUAGCAGACACAUUUCUCUGAUCCUUCACCGAUCAAAUGGCCACCGUAAUCGACGGCAAGGUCGUUGCGCAAACCAUCCGAUCUGAAAUCGCCGACGAGGUGCGCCUCCUCUCUGAAAAAUACGGCAAGGUUCCAGGAUUAGCAGUGGUGAUAGUAGGGAACAGGAAGGAUUCACAAAGCUAUGUGGGAAUGAAGAGAAAGGCGUGCGCUGAAUUGGGAAUCAAGUCCUUCGAUGUGGACCUUCCAGAGCAAAUAUCUCAAGCUGAGCUAAUAAAGCAAGUUCAUGAGUUGAAUGCUAACACUGAUGUUCAUGGUAUUUUGGUUCAGCUUCCGUUGCCUAAGCACAUAAAUGAAGAGAAAGUUCUGUCUGAAAUUAGCCUCGAGAAGGAUGUGGAUGGCUUUCAUCCGUUGAACAUUGGCAAGCUUGCAAUGAAAGGCAGAGACCCCCUGUUCCUUCCAUGCACUCCCAAGGCAUGCCUUGAACUAUUACAACGAAGUGGUGUAACAAUAAAGGGAAAAAAGGCAGUUGUGGUUGGCAGAAGCAACAUAGUUGGAUUACCAGCUUCAUUGCUGCUUUUGAAAGCAGAUGCUACAGUUACUAUUGUACAUUCACACACAAGUCAACCAGAAAAUAUCAUACGUGAAGCGGAUAUUGUUAUUGCAGCAGCUGGACAGCCAAAGAUGAUCAAAGGAAGUUGGAUCAAACCUGGAGCGGCAGUCAUAGAUGUUGGCACAAAUGCUGUUGAUGACCCAACGAGGAAGUCUGGUUACAGGCUUGUUGGAGAUGUAGAUUUUGAGGAAGCAUCUAAAACUGCAGGUUGGAUUACUCCUGUUCCUGGUGGUGUAGGUCCAAUGACGGUCACAAUGUUGUUGAAGAAUACUUUGGAGGGAGCUAAGCGCUAUAUUGAGCAAAAUAAUUGAUCUUUUUUGACUUUGAAUAAGGUAUUUCCUCUUAGUUGAAAUUUCUUUGAGAAUCGGUUUUACUCAAAGUGUGGUUUAAGGUUGACCAAUGUAUGGUAUUUUGUAACACAAGGAUCGGUCUUCAAAAUGGAAAAGUAGGAUUGGUUCAAGCAAAACUAUAUAUUUGCCUUUUCAAUAUCUUCCGUUUCCGCCCGUGUCUGUCCCUCUGGCUUAUAUCCCCGACUGUCCUCACAUUGUACAAUUUUUCAGAAGAAAUUUUGAUGUGGGUAUUGAGCAUGUUUUAGUUUCUUUA